AUGAGGAGACCCACCCCCUGCCCCACACACACAGAUGGCCCCAUCCUUACUCCCCCAAAGAGGGAGCACCUGGGGGUCCCAAACGAGCCCCCCAUUGACAUCCAGUUCCAGCCCUCGGGAUACCUCUUCCUCGCCUCUCCGAAGGACGCUGCUGCGCUGGAGGCCACUGUGCAGCUCCAGAGGGAGGAAGGGGCACAGGUGGCCCUGAUGUCCCCCACCCAGCUGAAGGAAAAAUUCCCAUGGAUGAACACGCAGGACGUGGCCGUGGGGUCCUAUGGUUUGGAGAACGAAGGCUGGUUUGACCCCUGGACCCUCCUCAACGCCUUCCGCCGCAAAGCCCUGUCCCUGGGGGUCUACAGCUGCUCCGGGGAGGUGCGAGGUUUUGUCACCUCAGCUGAGGAUCCGAUGCCAUCGCUGGGACCAGAAGCAGAGACUGCCCGCAUCAAAUACGUGCACAUCCACAUGCCAGACAGCCUGGAGUACCAGCCUGUGGCCUGUGCCAUCGUGGUCAAUGCCGCCGGUGCCUGGGCCGGGGAGCUGCUGCAGGCCAGGGGGCUGCCUGGGGGGCUGCGCCAGCCCCCCCUGCCCAUCCAGCCCCGGAAGAGAUACGUCUUCUCCUGGCACUGCCCCGACGGCCCCGGCCUCUCCUGCCCCUUCCUCAUCGACACCACCGGCGCUUAUUUCCGCCGUGACGGCAUCGCUGGCAACUACCUGGGUGGCAUGAGCCCCCCCGAGGAGGAAGAGCCAGAUCCCAGCGAUCUCUCCGUGGAUGAUGUGUUUUUCCAGGAGCGGGUCUGGCCGCUCUUGGCUCGGAGGGUCCCGGCGUUCGAGUCCCUCCGUCCCCGGGGAUCCUGGGCAGGUUAUUAUGACUACAACACCUUCGAUCGUAACGGGGUGCUGGGGCCUCACCCCAAACUGGAAAAUCUCUUCUUAGCUGCUGGUUUUAGUGGUCACGGGCUGCAACACGCCCCUGCUGCCGGGCGGGCCGUGGCUGAGCUGGUGGUGAAAGGGAGGUACGAGAGCCUGGAUCUGCAGAGGUUGGGCUGGAGGAGGCUGGUGGAAGGGGAACCUCUUGGGGAGGUUGGGGUGGUGUGA
Molecule: messenger RNA, 1095 nt
Organism: Chaetura pelagica (chimney swift)
Lineage: Eukaryota; Metazoa; Chordata; Aves; Apodiformes; Apodidae
Gene: FOXRED1
Product: FAD-dependent oxidoreductase domain containing 1
Exons: 8
Coding region: 1-1095 (364 amino acids)
Cellular component (GO): cytoplasm
Molecular function (GO): oxidoreductase activity
Source: RefSeq, a predicted model, not a curated record